GCCUUUCAUUGUGGAUGGCUGACCGCAUCUUUUGCUUUUCUUUCAGACCGAAGCAGAAAACAUGAAGGCGGCUCUGAUUACUUUGUGCCUGCUGAGUGCGGUCUACACGGUGCCGCUCUUCCAGAAUGGCGACAUGCACAGCCCCGAGAGCUACACGGAAGUCAACAGUACAUCUGAAGAAAUGGUGAACCCUGUAGAGAACAAGACCUCCACUGAAGCGCCAGUCCCCGACUCGAGCUCUGAAGAGAACACCUCAGAGGACACGUCGUCUCAAGAGAGCAGCUCCUCAGAGGACAAGACAUCCGAAGAAAACGACACCUCAGAGGACAAGACCUCUGAAGAGAACACGUCUGAAGAUAAGACCUCUGAAGAAAACAGCUCAUCAAAAGAUACGACUUCCGAGGAGAAGAGCUCAUCUGAGGAGACGACCUCAGAAGAAGACAACACCUCAGAGAACAAGACAUCUGAAGAACCGAACAACACCUCUGAGGACAAAACCUCCGAAGAGAAGAGCAGCGUCUCCAAAGACACCACAUCUGAAGAAGACAAUACGUCGGAAAACAGGAGCGACUCGGACGAGAAUGGAAACACCAGAGAUGACAGCAGAGACAACGAGAACGCCAACCGCCGGAGAGUCCAGAUAUUCAAAGUCAGCCAUGAAAGCGUAGAGGACAGCAGCAUCAGCACUGAUGAAGAAGACGGCCAGGGUCUGGACAGCAGCAAUGGAGACACCCAAGAAGAAGCCACCGGGGGGGACAACGUCAGUGACAAUGGCGAGAGCAGUGAACCUGACGAGGACGACAGCCACGAGGGCCAGCCAAAGGCGAAAGGGUGCACCAGUGACGAGGACAACAGCUGCCCCGAUGACAGUGACGAGUACGUCUUUGAGGGCAUCGGGGACGACAGCCACCAGUCCAACGAGAACAGCCUGAUGAACGACGUGGACCCCGAGCCCCCUCGGCAGUGGUAGCCAGGAGACGUCACUCGACGCUCGGAGCCUUUCAGUUUGACAUAUCGGUGAAACACAAGUUAGGGGGGAUUUGUCCGGCAAUGGAGUCUGGGGGACUUGAAUGAUCACUCAUAGUAACUCUGUGACAUGAGCCAGCUGAGCUUGGAAUGGACGGGAGACACCAGCAGGGGGCUCCAGGCGGACCUCCACUCGCCGAGUGUCCCCCACAUACUGCGCCUCAUCCUCUCCUCAGACAUCCAAAAGGACACUGUCACCCCGUACCUCCUGUGGGGGUCUUGGGGGUCCUGGCAGGUUUAUGACACCACCACGUGACAGGGAGAUUUGGACAUUUGGAACCACUUGAGUAGCCGCAGACUUCAUUGGACGUGGCCAGUCCCCUCCUAGCCCACUUUGUUACUGCUAUUUUUAUACUGUCCUAAUUUAGUAAUAUAUUUAUUUGAUUAUUAUUUGUUCUGUUUUAUUCCAAAUGCUAAAUGAUAUUUAUUUAAAUUACGACAACAGUAGUCUAGAGUGACAGAGCUCGUUUUAUUGAUUAACAGUUGUAUUUUUUGAAAUAGUAAACUGAGAUUUUGUUGA
Erpetoichthys calabaricus (reedfish) is the source of this 1546-nucleotide messenger RNA. RefSeq lists its product as uncharacterized. The transcript is spliced from 16 exons. Bases 62 to 970 code for a protein of 302 amino acids. Lineage: Eukaryota; Metazoa; Chordata; Cladistia; Polypteriformes; Polypteridae. The record is from RefSeq and is a predicted model, not a curated record.